CAUAUAUCCAGCCAAACGUAGUCUUAAAAUUGAUAAACCAGUGCGCAAGGGUAGUGAGGCAUCAACCCUUGUUUUCCAGUCUCCACUGUGGUUACUGGUUAGCUACCAAAACGCACUCACCCCCAAUCUCCAUUGCUGCUUAUGCUUCAAAACCAAAAUUGCUGUUAUCGUUCCCAAAUCUCCCAAAGGCCCUAGACGUUCCAAGAAACUCAAUCUCUAAUUAUCCAGGUGCCGAAGGAGAAUUCAAAAUUUUGGACAACAAAUCUUAGAAAUACAAGGGUCCCUGCGCAUUUGCCUGGACAUUGUUAUUAUUACUAUACUCCGUAAUAUAAAGUCUAAGGUUUGGGGUUUCGUCUGGAAUGGCUGCUUGUACUUCAACAUGCUCUAUAACCUCUGAUACUUGGUGCCGAAGGGGGGGACUGACUGUUCUUGGAGGGAGAGAUAGCCCUUUGAAAAGGCUCAAUGAAAAGAAUGGGUCUUUGAGUUUGGAUGCUUGUAGAAAGAGCGGUUUGAAUUGGUCAUUGUUUAAGUGUUCUGCCAAUUUGAAUAGUUCACCCAAUGCCCGCAGUGCGAACCAGUAUCAGAGUAAAGACCCAUUUCUGAACCUGCAUCCUGAGAUUUCAAUGCUUCGAGGUGAAGGGAACAAUAAAAUAGCGACCCCGAGACAGGAAAAUGGGAUUGAAAAUGUCACAGAGAGCUUAAAAGAUUUGUCAAACGCGAGUAAUUACAAUGAGGCUAAGAUCAAGGUUGUGGGAGUUGGUGGUGGCGGGUCAAAUGCAGUCAAUCGGAUGAUAGAAAGCUCCAUGAACGGGGUGGAGUUCUGGAUUGUUAACACCGAUAUACAAGCUAUGAGGAUGUCGCCUGUGUUUUCUGAGCAUCGGUUGCAAAUUGGCCAGGAGCUCACUAGAGGACUUGGAGCUGGUGGGAACCCGGACAUUGGAAUGAAUGCUGCCAAGGAAAGUAAGGAGGCCAUUGAGGAAGCAGUUUACGGUGCUGAUAUGGUCUUUGUUACCGCUGGAAUGGGUGGUGGAACAGGGACUGGUGCAGCUCCUGUAAUAGCAGGAACGGCAAAGUCAAUGGGGAUAUUGACUGUUGGUAUCGUCACAACCCCCUUCUCAUUUGAAGGGAGAAGAAGAGCAGUUCAAGCUCAAGAAGGAAUAGCUUCUUUAAGGGAAAAUGUUGAUACUCUGAUUGUUAUCCCAAAUGACAAGUUGUUAACAGCUGUUUCCCCAUCUACCCCCGUAACAGAAGCAUUUAACCUGGCUGAUGACAUUCUACGUCAAGGUGUUCGUGGCAUCUCUGAUAUAAUAACGAUCCCGGGAUUAGUAAAUGUAGAUUUUGCUGAUGUACGUGCUAUAAUGGAAAAUGCUGGUUCCUCGUUAAUGGGGAUAGGAACUGCAACUGGGAAGACCAGAGCGAGAGAUGCUGCAUUAAAUGCCAUUCAGUCACCAUUGUUAGAUAUUGGUAUUGAGAGGGCUACUGGAAUUGUGUGGAAUAUUACUGGUGGCACUGACUUAACGUUGUUUGAGGUAAAUGCUGCCGCAGAGGUCAUAUACGACCUUGUUGACCCAAGUGCCAACUUAAUUUUUGGAGCAGUGGUUGAUCCCUCAAUAAGUGGUCAGGUAAGCAUAACUCUAAUUGCCACCGGAUUCAAACGGCAAGAAGGUGAUGAUAAGCCGGUUGGGCAGAUUGCCAACUCUAUAUAACUGUUUCAGGAUUUCACUAGCACAUCGAAUGGUGAGUUUAGCUCCCGGGACACGAGAGAGCACAGUGGCCAUCAUACAAUUCUCAAUGAAAUUAUGUGAUCGUUUAAGUGGUGCGUCCCUAGUGUUUCUGGGCUAUUGUUCUAGUCUAGUUCUCCGUAUUAUAAUAAUGAGCUGGACGGAAACCUUUGGGACUGAACGCGUAAGGUUUAUAGCAAUACAGUUUAGUCGCGCUUUUCGUGUGUACAGUGUAUUUAUGGGAGUAAGUAUGUUUGAUUCAUGCUUAUUAGUGCUUACUAGUUUGAACACUUCCAUGGUUAUGCAUCAUUAGGGCUUCUUGGUCAUAU
This is a messenger RNA of Cuscuta campestris, 2050 nucleotides long. The record is from the annotation of a GenBank genome assembly. NCBI's taxonomy places the organism in Eukaryota, Viridiplantae, Streptophyta, Magnoliopsida, Solanales, Convolvulaceae.